AUGACUGCGCUCUUCGGAGCUACGGUUUCCGCCGUGAACCACCAGAACGUUUUUAACAUCUACGACUCCACAGACUGCACUGGCGAUCCCAUCGGCAGCUUCACUGGCGACACGACAUACGACUCCAACUUUGUCACCAACUACUCAGGCCGCGUCGGCUCCAUCAUAUUCAGCGAAGUUUCCGCUUAUGCCGGCGAGCUGAAUGACGGUACCGACUGCAUCAUCACGGGUACGAUCUGCUGCGCUUAUGCACCGACAUGCAGGAUCAACGAAUAUGCGAGCUUCGUUACUUGCACAUCGAUUGAUAUGGACGUGGAUGGUAAGAAGGUUGCCGAGAGCGAAUAG
This is a messenger RNA of Didymosphaeria variabile, 345 nucleotides long. RefSeq lists its product as uncharacterized. NCBI's taxonomy places the organism in Eukaryota, Fungi, Ascomycota, Dothideomycetes, Pleosporales, Didymosphaeriaceae. The transcript is spliced from 2 exons. The coding region runs from base 1 to 345 and encodes 114 amino acids. The record is from RefSeq and is a predicted model, not a curated record.